Acaulospora colombiana is the source of this 816-nucleotide messenger RNA. The record is from the annotation of a GenBank genome assembly. NCBI's taxonomy places the organism in Eukaryota, Fungi, Glomeromycota, Glomeromycetes, Diversisporales, Acaulosporaceae.
AUGAGAAUAUCGUGCUUUGGUGCACUCGAAGGUUGUAUUGCCGCAGCCACCAGGAUGCUGCCAGAGGAAUGGUGGAAUGGGGGAAUAAACCUAUCAGCAUUCGAUGUUGGCGCCAACAUGGCAUUUGGCCGGGCUCUCCUUCGACUAAUAAUAGAUCAACUGUUCAACUCGACAACGCCGACCUAUGUCCAUGAUGCUAGAAGUUCUCCCAGGAAAUACGUUGAAACGUAUCACAGAAGAACACCGACAUAUGGACGAAUUUGUGGAUUGGAUGAAGCGACGGUGAAUUUGUUCGUGAACGUGACUCUGGAUUUCGAAAACGACAGUCUCGAGGAAUUGAAGACGCUCAGGAUGUCGGCCAACCCUCAAUGGUCCCAACCAGGCGUUGAUGAACGUCAGACGGCAUGCGAAACCAUGAAUGCAUACCUGGAAGAGCUGAGUGAUAUCAAAUCUCCCGACCAUAACGAAGAGGGGCAGACAGGCGAAUCUAUGAUUGGUCAGUACAACGACUUGAUUGCGGCAUGCAAGAAGCACGAUGAAUGUCGAGAGGAGUCGAGCUCGACAAGAGCUGUGAAAGACAUGCAGGAAUGGCAUGAACGAGGUCCCAAUAGAAACAACAGUAAAUUCUUCAGGAAUCUGAAUGAUGUCGAGUUGCGUCAGUUUAACGAAAUUAUCGAGAAAGCAUCGUCCGACAGCAGGAAUUGGCUCGUGCCGUCAAUACAUGGCACCAGUCCCAAUUUCCGGUAUUCACAACUCGAUCUCUUGGAUCGUCACCAGUCACGCACUGAAGAGAUCAAAACACUGAUGGCUCGUCUG